CCCUGCUUGACGUGCUGGCAUGGCUCCCUUUGCCCUUGGGGCUAUCGUUCGGGAGUUUCUGCUCCCCCAAGAUUUGGAGAGGGCUCAGAACACAUUUGUGCAGGACUGAUAGCUCCAAGCCUCCCGUGCACAUGAACGAUCUUCCGAUAGGUGACAAGGCAGAUUUAGGCAUGAUCUGGAAGAGGUGUGCCCUUCCCCAAGUUGCAAGGGACUGCUUGUUUGAUCCAAGGACCUUGGGUUGUCCAAGAAGCCAGAAUGGUGCUUAGAGACCCCCAGAUGUUUGCCCUUUGAACUCUUUCCUCCAUCCUGUUCUGUGGAGCUGAUCUACAGUCCCUCAGGAAGCAGCUGAGCCACAAAACCCACGUUUUUUGCUGUCAUCCACUGGAUCCAAGCUGUCACGGCUACCUUGAGCAUCAUGGGGUCAAGCUCAGUUAUCGGCUACGCCUUAUUCCAGAACACAGCCAGAUCCCCCGAGGUGCGCCCUCUUUUCUACCUGAGCCUCUCCAAUCUCUUCCUGGGGGUGUGCUGGCUUGCGGGGGCCCUUCUCUAUCGCAGAGAGACAUCCCACCCAACUGGAGAAGGGAUCACCUGCUACAACUUGCAAGCCACAGGACAGAUCUUCUAUGUUGCCUCUUUUCUAUACACAGUUAAUUACACCUGGCAGCUCUACACAGAUUUGAAAAUGAAAUUCAACCAGCGUUUACAUAACCAGAUGCCACAGAUAUUGAGCUACACAAACCACGUUGGCCGAAUAGCAAUCAUUUUCUCUAGUCUCAUCCCGAUCCUCCUCGUGGCACCUGUUUUUGGACUAGGCAACUGCUUUCAAUGUUUCCAGAACUUCACCACAGAACGUGGGUGCCUCCUGUUGCAUGUGGAAAACGUGCUCAGCACCAGCUCUCAGCGUGUCCCCUGCGCCGUGCUGUGCUUGUACAGCACUGGGGUUUUCCUUGUCUCCUUUGUGGCCAGCUUCCUCGCAAUUCUUAUCUUGCUCAUCCGAACCAGGACCUUGUACAAGCGGUUUGUGCACUCCAUGGGCUACGUCGGCGAUCAACAGUGGGCAAUGAUGAAGGUGGUUGAACACAGCGUGGUUCUGUACCCGGUGGUAUUUUUCUGCUGCUGGGGGCCAGCCUUUAUCCUUGGGGUCGUCAAACUGGCACGUAUGGAUAACGCCAGUGUUUACAUGGCACUCUAUAUUUUAGAGGCUCUGACAGCAUCUUCCCAGGGACUCCUGAACUGUGCGGUUUAUGGCUGGACCCAGCACCUGUUGCGCUGUGUGAAACGCAAGGCUUGCCGUGAUGUCGACACCCAGACACCACUCCUGCGUUCUCAGAAGAGGUUCUAUGCCAGCACGAACCCGGUACUUUCCCAGACGGUGGCUAAACCCUUCUCUUCCUCUACAACUACAGUCUUGUGAAUGGGAGGCUGACCACUUGAACUCUGUUCUUCCACCCGCAUUGCUCCACGAGACUCUUUUCUCAGCAGUGCCAGCUAGGCUUUUUAGAUCCUGUACUGAGGGAGUUGGAGCGAUGACCUCGAAGAGCCCUUUUGGGUCCGCUUGUUCACAGCACCCCUGAGAAAUGUGGCAGUCAAAAUAUGGGUCAGCAGCAGCAGCAGGUGGGUGAAAUUAAGGGGGUAGCCUGGAAGAGCCCCAAGAAAUUAGAAAUGUUGCAAUUGCACAAGAAGAAACUGAGUCUGUAUAUUUAAAUAAUCACUAUUUAUUUGAGGGAAGCAAAAAUUGGAUAGGGUGGAGAGAACUGUAUAGUGUAUAACAUUUCCCCUGUGAGACAUUUUUCACAGGAUUUUGCAAAGAACGGGACACAACAUCACUGAGAUCUUGUGGAAUGUCUGCAGUGCAGUCACACCAGCCUGGGAAUUAUCCUUUUAUUUCAGCACUGCUGGUGGAAUAUUUUACGGCUUCCUGCCAGACAGUAAAACAAAAAAGCAAGCA
This is a messenger RNA of Candoia aspera, 1948 nucleotides long. It is a transcript of the gene TMEM116, whose product is annotated as transmembrane protein 116. The transcript is spliced from 12 exons. Lineage: Eukaryota; Metazoa; Chordata; Lepidosauria; Squamata; Candoiidae. Gene Ontology annotation, biological process: adenylate cyclase-activating G protein-coupled receptor signaling pathway. The record is from RefSeq and is a predicted model, not a curated record. The coding region runs from base 416 to 1414 and encodes 332 amino acids. Gene Ontology annotation, cellular component: plasma membrane. Gene Ontology annotation, molecular function: G protein-coupled receptor activity.